Molecule: messenger RNA, 4279 nt
Organism: Toxotes jaculatrix (banded archerfish)
Lineage: Eukaryota; Metazoa; Chordata; Actinopteri; Toxotidae
Gene: tab2
Product: TGF-beta activated kinase 1 (MAP3K7) binding protein 2
Exons: 8
Coding region: 455-2839 (794 amino acids)
Biological process (GO): positive regulation of protein kinase activity
Molecular function (GO): K63-linked polyubiquitin modification-dependent protein binding; ubiquitin binding
Source: RefSeq, a predicted model, not a curated record
CUUAUGCGGCCGCCAUAUUCUGUGACAGUAUUUUGAUUCGUAUCUGCUGGAAGUGAGGAAAAAGAGAAAAGUGAAGGGCUGUCGAGGGGAGGGGGGGGCCGAAGAAGAGGAGCUGUCAAAAAGGUAUUCCCGAGUCUCUGUCAAACGGCGGAGGGCUGAGGCUCGGUAUCCCUCCCCUUACGCUAUUUCGAGGACACACAAGGCCCGGGGCCUCGGUGCAAUUGGCUCUUCGUCUCCCUGGUGGUAGCUGGAUCCCUCUCGGCUUCUCCUCUCUCAGCUCCGGCGGCCCUCUGGAGGUCCGACGGCGGUCUCGGGUGUUGAAGGCGGCCCGGGGAGCGGCGGCGGCGGCAGUGGAGACGAGAAAAAGAUGUUCAAGAUGAAGGCGACGUGCUGCCACGACUGACGCCCCAGUGCGCUGAACAAGAACAAGCAGUCCUGCCCUGGCAACAUACGAAUGGCCCAGGGAAGUCACCAGAUUGACAUUCAGGUUUUGCGUGACCUGCGCCAGAAGUUCCCUGACGUUCCAGAAGGUGUUGUCUCCCAGUGUGUUCUGCAGAACAACAACAACUUAGACGCCUGCUGUGAAUACUUGUCCCAGGUCAGUCCGGGCUACGUGUACAGUGAAGAAGGAAACCUGAGCUUUUCUGACGACCCCAGUUUCACCAGGUUCCGUAAUCACAUGACCCAGCUGACCCUGGGCCUGCAGUCUCAGAAUGUGCAUGUGGCCCCGGCUCGGGACGGCCUGAGAAUGAACGGCAGUCGGACUCUGGCCCACAGCCUGAGUGACGGGCCCCUCCAGACAGGCCAGGCCCCCAAUAGUGACUUCUUUCAGCAGGAGCCUCAGUCAGCCCCAGUGCAGGUGCCCUCCAGCCUCAAUGUGUUUGGCGUGAUGGAACCCACGCGCAAACCGCAGCCUCCUCAACACCUUGGACUUUACCCUCUGGGUUUCAAAGGAACGACUAUGGGUGCCCAGCAGACGCCGCGCUUCAACCCCAUUACAGUGACGCUAGCCCCCAAUAUCCAGACAGGCCGCAACACCCCCACUUCUUUGCACAUACACGGCGGGCCGCAGUCGGGCCUAAGCAGUCCACAGGGUAACUCUAUCUACAUCAGGCCCUAUGUUAGCCAGUCCGGUACGACCCGGCAGAACCAGCCGCAGGGAAGCAGGGCCCAGUACAGCCCCACUUCCCAGCCCCAGCAGCAGAUCUACCAGAUCUCACACCCCUCCUCCCUGUCCGGCUCCUGGUCCGGCCCUCAGCACGCCUCCUCUUCACAUACCUCACAGCACCAGACCCAGGGCCACCAGACCUCUCAUGUCUACAUGCCGAUCAGCUCCCCCACAAAUCCCCAGGCGCCCUCCAUUCUUUCCGCUGGAAGCCAGGCCUCUUCCUCUGGUGUCUCCUCGUGCUCUUCCUCCUCUUCCUCCACCUCUGUCAUGCCCACCUCCUCCACCAUCAGCCAGUACAACAUCCAGAACAUCUCCACUGGCCCACGGAAGAAUCAGAUAGAGAUCAAACUUGAAUCUCCUCAGAGGAGCAACUCCACAACCACAACAGCUGUGCUGCGGGCAAGCAGCGGGCCCCGUUCAUCCUCCACCUCCUCCUCCUGCCCUUCCUCUUCGUCCUCCUCCUCAACCGGGGUGGCUACUGUCCCCACCACCCCUCUGUCCAUUGGAUGCCCAGGUCUGAGCCGCAGCCAGCCCACUGUUUACAUCUCUGCCAGCCCACCCACUGCUGCUACCACUCCCUCUGAGGAGGCUGUCGUGGCCUCAGCCGGCUCCCGCUCCCAACCCAAGUUUUACAUUUCUGCCAAUGCCUCCAGCGACGACGGUGGGGGUAGGAACCCUCCCACAGUCUACAUCUCAGCCAACCCUCCCUUGCAGGGGCCUUCAGGGGCCAGGAACAUGGCAGGCCAAGUGAGCAUGGGCCCCGCCUACAUCCACCACCAUCCACCUAAGUCUCGUGCCUCUGUGGGAGGGGGAGGCACCGCGUCUUCCCCUCGCGUAGUGGUGACUCAGCCCAACACCAAAUACACUUUUAAAAUCACCGUGUCCCCCAAUAAGCCCCCAGCGGUGUCCCCUGGAGUAGUGUCCCCUACUUUUGAGCCCAACAACCUCCUAAGCCUACCCUCAGACCACCACUUCGUGGAGCCAGACCCCCUCCAUCUCUCAGAUCCGCUGUCGCCACACAGGGAGAGGCAGAGCGAGCCUCGCAGAGUCAGCAUGAGCUCCGAUGACGCAGCCUACACACAAGCGUUGCUGAUCCAUCAGAAGGCCCGCAUGGAUAGGCUGUGGUGCGAGCUGGAGAUGAAGAAGAAGAAGCUGGAGAAGCUAAAAGAGGAGGUCAACGAGAUGGAGAACGACCUGACCAGGAGACGGCUGGAGAGAUCCAACUCGGCCUCCCAAAUUCCUUCUAUUGAGGAAAUGAAGCAGUUGCGAUGCAAAAACCGGUUACUGCAGAUCGACAUUGACUGCCUCACCAAGGAAAUUGAUCUCCUUCAAACAAAAGGACCACACUUUAAUCCCAGUGCAAUCCAUAACUUCUACGACAACAUUGGAUUCCUCGGUCCUGUCCCACCCAAACCCAAAGGUACUUCAUCUAUCGACAGGAGAGGGUGUAGAUAUAAUGUAACCUCUGAGCUCAUGAUGGAGCCUUCCUCUGGUCCUUCCCCUCCUCCUCCUCCUCUUCAUCCUCUGCUUGACUCGGGCAGUAAGGUUGUGAAGGCUGUCGCAGACCAGGAUGAGGACGAGGGGCUGCAGUGGAGCUGCACGGCCUGCACCUUCCUCAACCACCCGGCCCUCAACCGCUGUGAACAGUGCGAGUUCCCGCGGCACUUCUGAGCCAGCCAGGCCGCCACGCGCCGCUCCCUCCCUCUGCCCGCCCGCCUUCCACAGACUAGAAUAGAAAAUGCCCCCCCCCUCUCUGUUUCUGUUUUUUCUUUUUUUUUUUCCCCCUACACGUAUGAAAACUGGGGAUGGGUGGGCAGAUUGAAGGGCGGGGGAUUAGUCAUUGUGCAUCACGAGGCCUUUUUUUUUCCUUCUUCCUCUCUAAGGUUUGUAGCAUGCUGUCCACUGAAGGCUCGACCGGACGGCGUUUACAGCUCACGUUUCUUCCUAAAGGCUGCCAGGAGUCGUAUGAUACCUCACCUUAGAGACUCAGAUUGCGCGGGGUACACCCGCCCCCUACCCCCACCUCCUUUUUUUGUUUUUUUGGCCUGUUCGAAGGGUGUCACCCCCGGCGAUACCUCGCCCGCUCCCAGUUACAGUAUUACCGGUGUUGGCCCUGCAGUGUGAUGGCACACACACAUGCAUCACACACACCUACAAACACAACACAACACAGGUGCCAAUGUGCCUUUUGCUGAAUUCAUAAAAAUAGUUUUUCUUCGAUUGUGGUGGCGUGGACGAGGCGGGGGUGCGGGGCGGGGGUGGGGGGGGCAGAGGCAGGGCAGGGAUUGGGAACUGUGCUCAGCCACUGCUCUCCACCUGAAGGGAAAACUAACAGACUACUCGUGGACUUUUAAGUUUGUUUGCUGUUUCUAGAGAAUAUGAAAGGGGAGGGGGCGGAGGGAGGGGGGGGGUUGUGGCGGCGUCGGUGCUACUCAGAUGUGCCUGUUUGUCUCCCCCACCCACCCCCUUCAGUAUAUCCCUUUUCUGUCUCUUCAUUCACGAGUUACUGAAGAAAACCCAAAAAAAGAAAGUUGCAUGCUUUGUGUACAGUCCAUGGAGGCAGAAACCUCCCCCUGAGCUUUUUACUGUACAUAAUGUUAGAAUGUGCCUUAAAAGCCUCUUCUUCCUCACACUAUGAAUCACUUGUAUUUCCUGUAAGUAUAGCUUUAUAGACUUUAUUAACUUUUUUUGUGUCUUGUUUCGUUUCCCUCUUUCAAACAAAUAAGCACCAUGCUCCCUUUUUUUUUUUUUUAAGCUUUUUACUUGAUAUCUGUGAGAGUUGAAGCCUUGAAGAAGGAGGAGGAGCAGGAGGAGCAGAAGAGCAGGAAAACCUUGUUUGCAGUCAUCAUGAAGCUACGUCUGCCAGGUCCGUUCAUCGCUUGUGUAAUUGCUGAGUUUCCUGUGUACAAUCUGCAGAUGCAGCAAAGUGGAAGGCGAUGGAGGAGUCUAUUUUCUUUUAAAUUUUUUUUUUUUUUUUUGUUUGUUUUUGUUUUUAAAACUUUUUUUCUCCAAGACACCAAACAUGUCCGGGACUGUCGGGGGAUUGAAAGAGGGGGGGUGGGGGGGGUCAAAAAGCAAAAAUACAAACUGCCAUCGUAUCUGACAACUGGA